Aphidius gifuensis is the source of this 2618-nucleotide messenger RNA. Its product is annotated as late secretory pathway protein AVL9 homolog. The record is from RefSeq and is a predicted model, not a curated record. Lineage: Eukaryota; Metazoa; Arthropoda; Insecta; Hymenoptera; Braconidae. The coding region runs from base 199 to 2157 and encodes 652 amino acids. The transcript has 8 exons. Gene Ontology annotation, cellular component: cytoplasm.
CAUCUGCGCGAUGAUGACACUCAUCCACACACAUACACAGUUACAUGUAUAUUUUCUGUCAUCAAGAAUAAAUAUAACAUUUAACAACAAUUGAAACAUCAUCACAAUGAAUAUUAAUAAUCGAUGAAAAUUUUAUAAUUAAUAACUUUUAUUAUUGUCAUUACAUUAUUGUUAAUUGGUGGUUAAUUAAUAAUUAACAUGGCAGAAAUUGGAGGACCAAUUCUUCAUGUAAUUGUCGUUGGUUUUCAUCAUAAAAAAGGCUGUCAAGUGGAAUAUUCAUAUCCUCCACUUGUACCAGGAUCACCAAAUGAGUGUCCACUUGGUUGGAAAUAUUUGCCAACUCUAGCAUUACCAGAUGGUUCACAUAAUUAUGAUGAAGAUACAGUUUAUUUUCAUUUACCAAGUAUAACAGAUUCUAAAAAAACAAUAUUUGGUGUUUCCUGCUUUCGUCAAAUACCAGCUGAGAAAUUAAAAAAUCGUACAUCUGAUAUUACAAGAGGAACAGUACAAAAAUCAGUAUGUGUACUUAGUACAAUACCUCUUUAUGGACAUAUACAAGUUAAAAUGGCACUAAUAACAUAUGCCUAUUUUAAAGAGGGUGAUUUCAGCAAGGUAUCACUUCUUGAAGAGACAUAUCGUAAUUUAAAUGAUUGUAUGAAUGCCGAUAGUCAAAUACCACCUCAAAUAUUUGUUGAUGAUGGUUCUCUCUGGUUUUUAGGAUUAUCUGCUAGAGAUUUUAUACUACAAUUUCGUCACAAAGCAUUGUUACUUUUCAAAUUAUUAUUACUUGAAAAAAAAGUUGUUUUUUAUCAAUCACCAGUACAGCCACUUUGUGCAGCAAUAUUAACAUUAUUAUCACUUCAUCCUGGUAUGAUUGAAAGUGGUCUUGAAAAAUCAGCAUGUAUAAGACCAUCUAGACCAAUGUCUCCAAUUCCAACAUUUGAAGAUGACGAUGAUGAUGAAUCAUGGUCUGAUAAACUACCUGCUGAUGAAAUAAAAAAUAUAAAUGAUGAUUUAAAUGGUUUUAAUGAUUCUAAAAAAAAUAACAAUGAAAAAAUAAUGAAUAUUAAUGAUGAAGAUGAUAACGUUGUUGAAAUUGAAACAACAAUUGUUAAUAAUUAUGCAAAUACAUUAAAUGAUGAUAUACAUCGUGUUCAAAGUUCAAAUAUGAUUAGUUUAACAAUGGAUGAUGCUGAUAGUAAUAUACCAAGAGAUAAUAGUAAUGAUGCAUUAUCUGAAGCACGUGUUACAUCAACAAUAACACAAAUUGCACAUGUUGAUUAUCAGUCAUGUGGAUUACCAAUGAAUUUAUUUAGCAAUGGUUAUUUAUGCUUGCCAUAUUUAUCAUUACCAUAUUUGGAUCUUCUUGGUGAUAAAAAUGUACGUGGCUAUGUUGUUGGUGCAACGAAUGUUUUAUUCAAACAAAAAAAACAAUUAAUUGAUGUUUUAAUUGAGGUAGAGAGUGCUAGAAUUGAAGCAACUGAUCCAGAAUUACGUCGACAAUUACAUUUGACAACUGAAGAUUUAAGAUUUGCUGAUUAUAUUGUUCGACAUGUUGCUGAACCAAGACAAGAUGUUUUUCUUGAUGGUGUUGGAUGGGAGGGUGGUGAUGAAUGGAUUAGAACACAAUUUCGUGUUUAUUUAAUGAGUUUAUUACGUACAUCAAUUCAACAAGAUACAAGACAAUAUGAUCAUUUUAAUUCGUCUUUUAUGAAUGCUUGGAAAUUAACUAAUAAUUAUAAUAUGUGGAUUAAUACAACAGCUAAAAAUGAUAUUAAUUUAAUUGAUUCUGGACAUUUAUUUGCUGGUCAACUAUCAGUUCAAGAUAUGAAAUUGAGACUUUCACACACAAUGCAAAAUACAGAAUCAGGAAGAAAAAUUAAUCAAGCAAUGGUUACAACUGGAAGAGCUGUUGCUUCAACUGGAAAAGCUGUUGGAGGAGCAAUUUCACAGGCAAAAGGUGCUUUUAGCAAUUGGUGGAGUACCUUGACAACUGUUCAAGGACUUGAAAUUGAUACUCUUGAUACUGGCAAUGAUAGCAUCAAUCAAGAAAUAACAGAAAAUAAAAUAUGCGAGGAACAAACGAAAAAUUAUGAAAAUGAAAUUAUCGAUCAAGUGAUAAAUACAAACAUGACCUCUCAUUUAACUGUCGAUUAAUAAUAAUUAUUAUUUCUAUUAAUUUAUUUUGUUAUUAAAAAACUUUCUUCAUGGUACUCAAUUAAAAAAUAAUUUUUUUUAUAAUUUAAUUUAAUUUAAUUAUAAAUUAUUUAAAGAAAAAUUUGCUAUAUAUUAUUUAUAAAUUUGAGUUAUUUUUUAAUUUGUUAAAUUUUUUAUUAUUUUUUAAGUCAUUAUUUUAAAUUAUCAUUCCCUGAUUGUUAAUUAUUGUUAUAAUAAUUAUUUAAUUUAAAAACAAAAAUAAAUAUUAUGGUUUUUCAUGCCGAUAAAAGUUACCACAAAAAAAAAAAAUAUAAUUUAAUUUUCAACACGUAUUAUUAAUUAAAAAAAAAAAUUAAUGUUAUUAAUUAAUAAACAAAAUACAUUGACUUUUAAGUUGAUAAACAAAAUUAAUAAUAAAAAAUCUGUAAAAUGUGAAAAAAUAAAAUAUUUAAAAACAACAA